ACUCAAUUAUUCUCCCGCUCUGAGGCCCAUGAUGGGUCUCUCAGGAAACAGAGGAGGGAUCCUGGCGCUGGGAGGAGAAAGAUGGCAGAGACGGAGGCUCAGCUGCUUUUGGGUGUAGGUUUGAUUGAAAAAGAUACCAAUGGAGAUGCUCUGUGGGUUUGGUGUUAUCCUUCUACAACAAUUGCAUUCAGAGACCUCUUAUUGAGAAAAUGCUGCCUUACAGAUGAGAAUAAACAGCUUCACACUUUCCUAUUUGGUCAGUACAAACUAACAUGGUUUUAUAUUACAACCAUGGAAAUUCCAGAGGCUUCUACCUUGAAAAGGGUGACCCAUUUUUCCAUUGUUCUGACAACCAAAGACUUCAAUCCAGAAAAGUAUGCAGCCUUCUCUAGGAUUCUCUGUAGAAUAUACCUGAAAUAUAGGACCCCUGUAAAGAUGAUGGAGAGUUAUAUUUCUGUCCUUACAAAGGGGAUUUGUCAGAGUGAAGAAAAUGGUUCUUUCCUAAGCAAAGAUUUUGAUAUCAGAAAAGCUUAUCUUGCAGGCUCAGUCAAAGAUAUAGUGUUUCAGUUUGGAAUGGAAACAGUCAUCCUGUAUACUGCGCUCAUGUUAAAGAAAAGAAUUGUAGUAUAUCAUCCAAGAAUAGAAACUAUCCUUGAAUUUACCAGGGCAUUACCAGCCUUAGUGUGGCACCGACAAGAUUGGUCAAUUCUUCAUUCAUAUGUGCAUCUGAAUGAUGAUGAAUUAGAAGCAUUAAAAAUGUGUCCAGGAUACAUUGCUGGAUGUAUAGAUUCAGAAGUGAACAACAGGAUAGAUCUUUAUGAUGUAUAUGUCAAUCUGGCUGAAAGUGAAAUCACCAUUUCACAUCAGGCAAAAGAGGCAAUGACAAUGGGAAAAUUGCAUAAAGAACUUGGUCAGCUAAUUGUUCAGUCUGCAGAAGAUCCAGAGAAAUCAAACAGUCAAGUUAUAAAGGAUGUUUCAUUGAAGACAAAGGAAAUCUUGACAAAUCUGGCUUCAUUCACAGAAGUCACUCAUGAUGGUGAGAAGCCAUCACUUAACUUAGAAGCACUGAAACAAAAGCGAUUCCCACCAGCAACAGAAAAUUUCCUUUAUCAUUUGGCAGCUGCUGAACAAAUGCUUAAAAUCUGAUGUUGUAAAUAAACGUCAGUGGAAUACUUUAAAA
Molecule: messenger RNA, 1180 nt
Organism: Protobothrops mucrosquamatus (brown spotted pit viper)
Lineage: Eukaryota; Metazoa; Chordata; Lepidosauria; Squamata; Viperidae
Gene: DENND10
Product: family with sequence similarity 45 member A
Exons: 9
Coding region: 82-1146 (354 amino acids)
Biological process (GO): regulation of early endosome to late endosome transport; protein transport
Cellular component (GO): late endosome
Molecular function (GO): guanyl-nucleotide exchange factor activity; small GTPase binding
Source: RefSeq, a predicted model, not a curated record